AUGGUAGAUGUAUCUGACCCUUUCUUGUUAAACCGCGAAUAUACCUACGACCAGCGAUCGCCAACGCUUUCGCGCAGGCCAGACGAGCGUCAACCUGCGUACACCACGAAGUUGGAUGCCAAUGCAGACGCCAAGGCAGAUGCCAAGGCGGUGGUCAUGGCCACCGAUAUCUCCCGCGACUCGUCCAAGUCCGCCGGUGCGCAGAUGCGCUCGGCCCAGGCGCACAGCUUCUGGAGCAUGUACUAUCCCCUAGCGGCGCGCAUAAGACCCACACGGUACUUCACAGUGACCGACCUGGCGGGAGCUGUGGCCACUAUCCUGGCCACCGGAGUGGUCAUCCUGAGCCUGGUUAUGGUGACCACCGAUCUCCCUGGUGACGGAGUGCACCAAGUACUCGUCAGUGGCCACUUUGGUCGCGUCCAGGGACUCAGCCUCAAGGUUCUUGGUCACACGGAUGUGUACGCCUUCCUGGGGGUGCCGUACGCGCACCCUCCUCUCGGAGAGCUGCGAUUCCGGCGCACCUUCCUUGAAUACGACUUCGGCCAGGGUUCGGUGAUUGAUGCCACGGUGGCCAAGCCCGCGUGUGAGCAGAGGGCGCUUGACGACGAUCCGCUGUCGACUAUGUCCGAGGAUUGCCUGCACCUCAACAUCUGGACGACGUCGCGAGAGUGCCUCUCUCCUCAGUGCGCCAACAAGAGCGUACUUGUCUUUCUCCACGACGGUUCUUUCCAGACAGGCGGCAACAGAGACCCGCUAUACGACGGAAAGUAUUUGUGUGGCCUUGGCGACGUGGUUGUCGUGGUGCCCAAUUACCGCUUGGGCGCGCUGGGCUUCUUGAACAACGGCAGCUCCGCAGCUCCCGGCAACGUGGGCCUCUACGACCAGCUGUUAGCGCUUGAGUGGACGCGCUACAACAUCGGCAGGUUUGGCGGCAACAGCUCAAACUUGGUGCUAGUCGGCUACGGCUCCGGCGCAGCGGCCGCCGGCUAUCUGCUUGCUAGCCAGGCCACCAGCGCGCACGAAGCAGGCGUGGUGCCCAGACGUGUUAUCCUUAUGAGCGGAAGUCCUCUGACUAGAUAUCCCGACAACACUGAGACGGCGGGCCGGCGCGUGAUCGAGCAAGCCAAGAGGAUGCGCUGUCUGAACUCAGGCGAGCCGGACUUUAAGUGCAUGCUCGAUGCGAGUGCGUCGCUGAUCGUCCAGACGGCCGCACCUCCGCUCUUCUUCCCUUCUUUCACGGGGCUCAUUCCCUUCCCUCCCCGAGAGAUGCUGCAAAACGAAGAGGCGAGUAUUACAUCUGGCCCAGUGACAAUGCCUUGCCGAGGAUCGGCAUGCUUGAGUUCUCGGGUGGUCACUCCAUCUCCUUAG
Messenger RNA from Dermacentor andersoni, 1368 nucleotides. The record is from RefSeq and is a predicted model, not a curated record. NCBI's taxonomy places the organism in Eukaryota, Metazoa, Arthropoda, Arachnida, Ixodida, Ixodidae.